Gadus chalcogrammus (walleye pollock) is the source of this 621-nucleotide messenger RNA. Its product is annotated as interferon-induced transmembrane protein 5-like. Gene Ontology annotation, cellular component: plasma membrane. The transcript has 2 exons. Lineage: Eukaryota; Metazoa; Chordata; Actinopteri; Gadiformes; Gadidae. Bases 147 to 572 code for a protein of 141 amino acids. The record is from RefSeq and is a predicted model, not a curated record.
UUUCCAUCGGGGCAUAUAAAUCUCUUGGGAUAGCCCCCCCCUAUCCCACCAUUCUCCUCAAGACAACCAUCCACGGGCAAUACUACAGGGCCAAGUCCUUCUCGAACCGAGCCAUCCGAAGUCACACGUAAAAGACGCCAGGCGCUAUGGAUAACCACUCGUACAACUACCCCUCGGAUUGCACCCCGCUCACCAAGUCGGCCCGCAAGCCGGCCGGCUCCACGGUGGUGAACAUGGGUGGUGCGGAGGGCAAGUGUGCGCCACGGGACUACCUGGUGUGGUCGCUGUGCAACACCCUCUACGUCAACUUCUGCUGCCUGGGCUUCAUGGCACUCAUCUACUCCAUCAAGGCCAGAGACCAGAAGACCCAGGGCAACCUGCAGCUGGCCCAGGAGUGCUCAGACAAGGCCAAGUGGUACAACAUCCUGGCUGCGGGCUGGAACAUGCUGGUCCCCCUGCUGGCCGUGGUGCUGCUGGUGCUCCUCCUGGUGCACCUGGGAACCUCCCAGGGCUCCUUCGACUUCUUCGGGGAGGACGGCUUCAAGAGCUUCAUGAAGCUCUUCAGCUGGUAGACCAGAGCCGGAGCCGGAGAGAGAGAGAGGCUGGGCAGAGGCCUAGAGA